AUCAAAAGUUAUAUAAACCAGCGUUACUCACUCUCGUAGAUAUUAAUUCCAUUGUAUAGUCUACAUACUUCUCACGAGCUCAUUCAGGUCAAUCUUUCAAAUCACAAAACAUGGCCGAACAAAAAGAGGAUAAGUGGUCAUCCGAGGCCUACCAGCACUCCGCCUCCUUCGUCCCCAAGCUGGCGACGAAGGUGGUCCAGUGGCUGCACGUGCAAAAGGACGAUGUCAUCCUCGACGUCGGCUGCGGUGGUGAGUCUCUGACAUCGACCCAUUUCAUCGUUCCUCUCGAUGAUGAACUUGACUGCAGCACGAAACUCCAGACUGACAAUCAAGUAGACGGCAUCCUCGAUGUUGAGUUCGGCAAGGUCCUCUCCCAAGGGAAAGGCUCCCUCCACGGCAUCGACGCCUCCCCAGGCAUGAUCUCCGCCGCCAAAAAGGCCGUCUCAGCAGCAGGCCUCUCAAACUGCGAAUUCGAAGUCCUCGACGCAACAAAAAUCACAACCUCCUCAACACCAACCCUCCACACCCCAACCUUCACAAAAGCCUUCUCCAACGCAGCUCUCCACUGGAUCCUUCGGCCCCCGGGCUCCCACAUACCCGUCUUCACCGCCAUCCGCGACGCUCUCCUCCCGGGCGGCACCUUCGCCCUCGAAAUGGGCGGGCUGGGCAACGUAGCCGAGAUGCGCACCGCCAUCGUCAUGGCCGUCGCGCGGCGCGUGGGCAUGGAGAAGGCCGUCGCCGUGGACCCCUGGUUUUUCCCGGACGAAGAGUGGUUGAAGACGGUGCUCGAGAAAGAGGUCGGCGGGUGGGAGGUGUUGAAAGUCGAGCGGGAGUGGAGGCCUACGACAGCGGAUAAGGGCGGCGUGGAGGGGUGGGUGAGGCUGAUGGGGAAGGAGCUGUUGGAUGCGGUGCCGGAGGAGGGGGGCCAGAGGGAGGAGGCUGUUAGGGAGAUUGUGGAGGUGUUGAGGCAUGUUUGUAGGAUUCCGGGGGAUGGGGAGAUGAUUAGUUAUGUGAGGUUGAGGUGUCUUGCGAGGAAGCUUUAGAUGAGCGGCUGGAUGGAGGGCAUCCAAUGUCUCUAGUGAGGGGAUGAGACUAGCGAGUAUCUGCCACUCAUGAGAUGGCUGCUAGUAAUCAUUUCCCAACCUAUAAAACGCGUUCAAUUCACUUGAAAGACAGAUGAGAAAGACAGGAACCCAUGCGACCACUUGCAAUGGUUGCAAAUCAGAGCCAGUCUCGGUAGCAGAGUUCAUCA
Colletotrichum acutatum is the source of this 1252-nucleotide messenger RNA. RefSeq names its product methyltransferase domain-containing protein. The coding region runs from base 111 to 1043 and encodes 310 amino acids. Lineage: Eukaryota; Fungi; Ascomycota; Sordariomycetes; Glomerellales; Glomerellaceae. The record is from RefSeq and is a predicted model, not a curated record. The transcript is spliced from 3 exons.